Molecule: messenger RNA, 342 nt
Organism: Colossoma macropomum (tambaqui)
Lineage: Eukaryota; Metazoa; Chordata; Actinopteri; Characiformes; Serrasalmidae
Gene: gngt2a
Product: guanine nucleotide binding protein (G protein), gamma transducing activity polypeptide 2a
Exons: 2
Coding region: 29-238 (69 amino acids)
Biological process (GO): G protein-coupled receptor signaling pathway
Cellular component (GO): heterotrimeric G-protein complex
Molecular function (GO): G-protein beta-subunit binding
Source: RefSeq, a predicted model, not a curated record
AUAAAGUGAACCCUCUUCUUAGGGCAAGAUGGCGCGGGAUAUGUCUGAUAAAGACAUCCUGAAAAUGGAGAUUGAGCAGCUUCAGAAGGAGGCGAAGAACACAAGAGAGCCAGUCUCCAAAACAGCGAAGGAGAUUUGUGAGUUUGUUGAAGCUCAGUCAGCUGAAGAUCCUCUUAUUAAAGGAGUGCCUGAAGACAAGAACCCCUUCAAGGAGAAGGGUGGCUGUAUAAUAACCUAGCAAAGGCUGUGCAAUAGCUCUAUGAAAACUCAGUAUGGGGACUUUUUGUGUCAGCCUUUCACCCGGUUCACGAUUUCUACUCAUGUACAGGUUCAGUGGCAGUC